GGUUUAAGAUCCGACAUGACCGACACGAAGCCUCCCACAAACGGCUCGAAACGCGGCGCUGAUUUGACUUUCACUUUCGAUCAUAACCUCACUGGGUCAGUUUUACCUGGUUAUAAGCGAAGGCUGAAUUCUCAUUGGCUGAAGAUGAAGAUGACGUCAGCUCGUCUCUCUUCUCCCUUCAUUUCAGCCUUGACUUUCCGAGUGGAAGCAGCUCGUCUGAGUCUGUCGGCAAAGAAAACACAUCGAACGGAUAUCAAAAUGAACACCUGGAUCUUCGUGGUCCUGCUGGGAUCAGGUCUACAGGGCGCGGCGGCAGUGACUCACUCUCUGAAGUAUUUCUACACUGCGUCCUCUGGACUCCCAAACUUCCCAGAGUUUGUGACUGUUGGGUUGGUUGAUGAUGUUGAGAUAAGUCACUAUGACAGCAACACCAGGAGAGAAGAACCCAAACAGGACUGGAUGAAGAAAGUCACAGAAGAUGAUCCACAGUACCUGGACAGACAGACUGAGAUCUCUGUUGGUCAACAGCAGGCCUUCAAAGCCAACAUCGAAACUGCAAAGCAGCGCUUCAACCAAACUGGAGGUGUCCACAUUUUCCAGCAGAUGUACGGCUGUGAGUGGGAUGAGAAGACCAAUGAGGUCAAUGUGUUUCGUCAGUUUGGUUAUGAUGGAGAAGACUUCAUAACAUUUGACCUGCAGACGCUGACUUUCAUCGCUCCUAAACCACAAGCUGUCAUCACCAAACACAAGUGGGAUAACGACAAAGCAUUUUUAGAUUAUCUGAAGCAGUACUACACCCAGGAGUGUCCUGAGUGGCUGAAGAAGUAUGUGGACUAUGGGAGGAGCUCUCUGCUGAGAACAGAGCGUCCCUCAGUGUCUCUCCUCCAGAAGACUCCCUCCUCUCCAGUCAGCUGCCACGCUACAGGUUUCUACCCUGAGAGAGCCACACUCAGCUGGAGGAAAGACGGAGAGGAGCUUCAUGAGGACGUGGAGCUCGGAGAGAUCCUCCCCAACCACGAUGGAACCUUCCAGAUGAGUGCUGAGCUGAAGCUUUCAUCAGUCACACCUGAAGACUGGAGCAGGUACACCUGUGUGUUUCAGCUCUCAGGUGUGGAGGACAUCAUCAAGAACCUGGACAAAGCAGACAUCAGGACCAAUGAAGAGAAGAACAUGACUGUCAUCAUCGCGGUUGUUGUGGUGGUUCUCGCUCUCGUCCUCAUCGCUGCUGCUGUUGUUGUAUUCGUGGUUCGCAAAAAGAAGGAAGCCAAAUGUCCUCCAUCUGACAACAGCUCUGAGCUCUCUGAGAAACUGAAUCCUCAGCCCUGAAUAACAAACACAGCAGCUGAACACAGUUUACGGAUAAAAUUUGCACUGGAUCAGCGAACGUCACCACAACAUCCUCAUCCGUAAACUGGAAAUUCACUGUUCAGCCAUCAUCAUACCUGAUCGAACCAAUCAGGGCUCAGAGUCUUGUAGUCGAUGCUUAUGGAUUAGAGAAAACAAAUUUGAAAAAUGAGUUGACAGACAUUAUCACACAUAAGUGGUGACAUUAAAUUAUUCUGAUAAGUUGAAACGUCACUCAAUCUAAUGAGGAUCAAUCAGAUUUUGUUUGUACCCACAGAGAAGUAAAACACGACGUUCAGCACAGUGAAAGCAUCACAGCAUCACAGCUCUCUUCAUACAGAAGUGAUUCAAGGAUUUGUGUGUUCAUCUAUAAAGAAAUCUGUCUUAGAUUAAAGCUUCAGGUGUUGGGUUUAAAUAAAUUAAUUAUGAUUCUACAAAUGUAAAUACACGCACACACAUCAUUUAAUCUCUUGAAAAAGUACAUCAUGAUAAACAUAACAUGAAAUCACAUCAACAGUUUGCUUGUAUGUUUCUUUAAAAGUGAUUCAAUUCAGGCUGAAGCAAAUAACUUAUAUUUCUGAGGUAUUUCUGAAUUAAUCAGCGUGUUGUUUUUUUGUUUGUUUUAUAUCUAUUUUAUGAUCAUUUUAAUUUUAGUUGAUAGAAAAUAUUUUCUUCUGUUUGAGAUGUUUCUUCGUACCUUUUAAAGAUGAGAAGAAGUCAAAUUUUAAUGCACAAAACUGUUUCUUGUGUUGGUGGAUGAUAAUCAAAGAGUUGCAUUGCUGUUUCAUUCGUUUUUUACUGUCAUUUUGCUUUUCAAUAAAUUCCCCAAUACUCCAAA
Scatophagus argus is the source of this 2182-nucleotide messenger RNA. Its product is annotated as major histocompatibility complex class I-related gene protein-like. Gene Ontology annotation, cellular component: external side of plasma membrane. The record is from RefSeq and is a predicted model, not a curated record. NCBI's taxonomy places the organism in Eukaryota, Metazoa, Chordata, Actinopteri, Scatophagidae. The transcript is spliced from 7 exons. Bases 16 to 1326 code for a protein of 436 amino acids. Gene Ontology annotation, biological process: immune response.